AUGCCAUAAUUUUUUUAAACUACAUAAAAUCUUGUCUUAAAAUUUCGUGAUAUUGCAAUUGAUCAAUUAGACAUCUUUGGUCAACCUCCAAAUUUUUUAGUGUUGAACAGGUAGAAAUAUAAUUCAAUGGUUGGAUUAAUAACAACCAUCAUGAUAGGUACUGUCACUUUAAUUUAUUUAACAAAUGAAUUGGCCUCCAUGUUAUACAAAGCUGAGCCAUCUGUAGUCUCAUCAGAAAUUCAAGUUUUUGAUACUUAAGUAAAGUAGAGUCCAUAUUUAAUUAGACAUACCCAUUAUUUAAUGAUAACUUUACUUUAGCUAUUUCUGCGACAGAUAGUAAAGGAUUUCAACUUAAUGGUUUAGGAAAAUAUUAUAAUAUAUCAAUAUUUCAUUGUAUUAGAAGUAGAUAAAAAAAUGAGACAAAUGGACAAGUUAUAGUCACUGUAGAGUAAUUUAUACAAAUUUAUAUCUUCUAAGAUGUUAACUCCUUCCAACAGAAACUUGUAAUAUGUCACAUUUUAUUACUGAAUAAUAAAGUGAUUAUUUUAGUAGAAUGAGAUUAGGGACAAUGCAAUGUAUUAAUAGAGAAUUUCUUAAACAAAAUCCACCAGUAAAUCUUAUUAACUAUAUUUAAAAGCCAUUAUAAGGAUAAUUAAAUGCUAUGGUCUAUCAAUAUCUCAAAAUAUAAUUCACUGUUUGUUAAAACUCUACUGAAUAUAUGAAUUGUGCAUAACCUGAAGAAAUAACAUCCAAAUUAAUGUCUGGACAUUAUGUUGUUUAUACAAGUGAUUACUUAAUGUAACUCAAUAACCCAACUGAACCAUAUAAAUAAAUUAUUAAUAGUGAAUUCUCAGGCUAUUCUGUAUCAACCUCUAAAAUUAUUAAAUAAUAUUUCAGAAUUAUUCAAACUACUAGUGAUGAUGGUUGGCUUUUAUCGAAUAUACAUGUUAAAGAAAAUCUUAAAUAAUAAGAAUGGAGAGAAACCACUGAAUUAUAUAAUGGUGAAUAUAUUGUAGAACAUUAUAUUGCACUUGAUUAUAGGUAAACCAAUUAUACCAGAAAUUAUGUUAAAAUUCAAACUGUUUUAAGUAGAUUAGGUGGUAUUUGGCAAAUCUUUAUUAUUAUCAUGGCUUCUAUCAUUAGACCUAUCAUUAAUACUCUUAUGCAUUUAGAUAUUGCCAACAAAAUAUUUCGUUUUUAAUUUCAAAAAUAAGAAAUAAAUCUACAAACUAAAAAUAAUACUCAAAUUAUUGAUAUCUAAAAUAAUGAUGAUAAAAUCAAUAUUUUUAAUUUCAAUAACCAAAAUUCAUAAUUACCUAAUGAUAUCACUUCCAAAAUGUUUAUUUUAUUCGGAUGUAAAAAUUAAAAAAAAAUGUUAUUCAAUAAUGCCAAAAAUUAAAUUAUGCAAAACUUAGAUAUUAUUAAUAUUAUUUAAAAAUUAUAAGAAAUUGAUCUUAUUAAAUAAAUCAUUUUAACCAAAGAAUAAUAACAACUUUUUAAUCUCAUACCUAAACCACUUAUUCAUUUGAAUAAUAAUAAUUCUGAAAAAAAUAAUAUUAAAACUAACAAUAUUGAAUAUAUUAAUCAUAUUAAUUAAAUCUCUCAACAUAAUAAUAAAUUUUCAAUAUAUUUAGAAUCAUAUCUAAAAAUCAUUACAUCCAAAGAGAAGAAUUUCUUAGAUGAAAAAAUUAUUCAUUUAUUGGAUAAAUAAACUUUAGCUUUCUUUGAAAAAUAAGUUGGAUAAUUAAAUAUAUCAAAUAUCUCUAAAUCCCCUGGCUUUUUAGAGAGCAAAGAAGAUGAUAUCAACGAACCAAUACCAUUAUUACCAAAAUGA
Paramecium sonneborni is the source of this 1834-nucleotide messenger RNA. Lineage: Eukaryota; Ciliophora; Oligohymenophorea; Peniculida; Parameciidae. The record is from the annotation of a GenBank genome assembly.